Messenger RNA from Protopterus annectens (West African lungfish), 426 nucleotides. Its product is annotated as secreted RxLR effector protein 161-like. The transcript has a single exon. The coding region runs from base 1 to 426 and encodes 141 amino acids. Lineage: Eukaryota; Metazoa; Chordata; Ceratodontiformes; Protopteridae. The record is from RefSeq and is a predicted model, not a curated record.
AUGACAAGCAGUGUGGACACUACUGUACAUACUACACAUCCAGACAAUGCAGCAGCCAUAUUUCUUUUCUGCAAUCAUAUAAGUAAACCACCUCAGAGACUGGAAUUCAACAAAAAAGUUAUAAGGUAUCUCAAAGACACAAAAGACUUGAGUUUAAAAUUAUCAGCAACUGGUGACUUAAACCUCACAGGAUAUGUGGACUCUGAUUGGGUGGGUGACCUCAACACAUGCAAAUCUACAAGUGGUUACUUUUUCAAAUUAGGAAACAGUCCUAUAUCCUGGUCGAGCAAGAAACAGAUCUCGGUGGCAUUGCCUACUACAGAGGCAGAAUAUAUUUCUGCUGCCUAUGCCAGUCAAGAAGCCAUUUGGUUGUGGCAGUUACUUGAAGAUAUUGGAGAACCAUUGUCCCAGCCAACAGUCUUAUGA